UAAGUCCUUGUUUUAAUCCAUUUACAAUUUAGGGUUUUGAAAGAGUCUAAACAUAUAAAUUAACCCAUUAAAUAGAGAUGCAGACCACUUUGAACCCUCCCCGCAUCUCCGCCGGUCUCUUUCUCCCCCCGCUAGCAGCGAGUCCAAAAUGGCCACAGUUCCAGGGCAGUUGAUUUGGGAGAUCGUGAAGACGAAUAAUUCUUUUCUCGUGAAAGAAUUUGGUAGAGGCAACGCUAGCGUCCAGUUUAGCAAGGAAAGCAACAAUCUCUACAAUCUCAACUCUUACAAGCACUCCGGUUUGGCAAACAAGAAAACUGUUAGUAUUCAGCCAGGAGGCAAAGAUCUAUCUGUGGUACUUGCUACCACUAAGACUAAGAAGCAGAACAAGCCUGCUAGUUCACUACAUAAGUCCGUUAUGAGGAAGGAGUUUCGCCGUAUGGCUAAGGCUGUUAGUAAUCAGGUUGGAGAUAAUUACUACAGGCCAGAUUUGAAGAAAGCAGCCCUUGCUAGAUUGAGUGCCGUUCAGAGGAGCCUUAAGGUUGCGAAGUCUGGUGUCAAGAAGAGAAACAGGCAGGCAGUUUAGAUUGGUGGUAGAAAUUGAGAUGAUAUGCUAAGAGGAUUUCAGUUUUAUGGUCGCUUUUUUCUACUUAAAUGUAUUGGAAAAGCCUUUUCCUCGUUAGUUGAGAAAUGAGAACCUUCGACUUUCGUUUGCCUUUGAUUUUGUUUUCCUUUUUGGAAGUUUUUCCGGAAAAAGAAAGAAAAAAAGAAUCCAUACCAUUAUCAUAA
Molecule: messenger RNA, 786 nt
Organism: Ricinus communis (castor bean)
Lineage: Eukaryota; Viridiplantae; Streptophyta; Magnoliopsida; Malpighiales; Euphorbiaceae
Product: 60S ribosomal protein L28-2
Exons: 4
Coding region: 149-583 (144 amino acids)
Biological process (GO): translation
Cellular component (GO): ribosome; cytosolic large ribosomal subunit
Molecular function (GO): structural constituent of ribosome
Source: RefSeq, a predicted model, not a curated record